AUGGAGAAAAAAAGUAUCCCGGUAAUCGAUAUGCAAAACUUUCCAGGAAAAUACGAUGAAGUUUUGAGGGAGGCAUGUGAAGAAUGGGGUUGUUUCAGGUUAGUGAAUCACAGCAUACCCAUCUCACUCAUGUCCGAGUUUAAGGCGGUUGUGAGAUCUCUGUUCGACCUUCCCACCGAAAUCAAGCAACGCAACACCACCCCUUUAAAAUGGUCUGGCUACGGCACAUUCAAGGGGCAUGAGGCAAUGACCAUGUUCGACGCAGGAACGCCGCAAGGUGUGCAAGAAUUCUGUUCUCAGCUUGAAGUCUCUGAUCAUCAAAGGAAGGUAAUUGAGUCUUAUUCCGAGUCUGUGAUUGCUCUUGGUAUUGAAAUCUGGGAAAAAUUAGUUGCGAGUUUGGGAUUAAAGGGUGAUUACUCGAUUGAUGAUUGGCAAAUAUACCUAAAGAUGAGCAAAUACAACUUCUCCCCUGAAACUAUAUCCUCAGUUGGGCUUCCGAAGCACACAGAUGUAAGCUUCGUGACCUUAAUCGAUGACGAUGUGGCUGCUCUGGAAGUGAUGAACAACAAAUCUGGUGAAUUUGUUGCUGUUGAUCCAUUGCCAGGAAGCACAGUAGUGUUGCUUGGAGAUUUUGGACCUGCUUGGAGCAAUGGGAAAUUCAGCAAUGCGACGCACAGGGUGUUGUGCAGGGACCCUUCUCCGAGGGUAUCUAUUAAUACGUUUCUGAUGGGACCAAGGGAGGGAGCGGUGGAAGCACCGGAAGAGCUUGUGGACGAUCAGCAUCCGCGUCUCUAUGUUCCUUUCACCUGGGAGUAUUAUAGGACUCUUCAAUAUGCUUCGGAAGAUUCAUGGAAGCCUGCUCUUGCCAAUGUACUUGUUAAUCCUUCAACUAUAAGAGCUGGUGUCUCUACUCAAAUCAUGCAUGUUGAUGUCAUUGCAAUGGAAUUUUCAUAUAUGUUUAGUGGAGUUAUUUUCAUCUUUAAUAAGUUGUAG
Molecule: messenger RNA, 993 nt
Organism: Tripterygium wilfordii
Lineage: Eukaryota; Viridiplantae; Streptophyta; Magnoliopsida; Celastrales; Celastraceae
Product: 2-oxoglutarate-dependent dioxygenase DAO-like
Exons: 2
Coding region: 1-993 (330 amino acids)
Biological process (GO): auxin catabolic process
Molecular function (GO): dioxygenase activity; indole-3-acetaldehyde oxidase activity
Source: RefSeq, a predicted model, not a curated record